UUUACCAAAUUAUUAUUUACAGGGGAGUAUUUAGGGUUAACUGGAGCCAGUUUGGAUGGAAUAGAAAUGGCAGCAUGUGGAUUAGCUACACAUUUCGUCCAUUCCACGAAGCUUAAUGCAUUGGAAAAUGCCCUACAAGCUAUUACUUCUUCAAAUGUAUCAACAAUUGCUGCUUUAAUAGAAACUUUUACAGAGAAACCAACUGUGAAAACAGAUAGCCCUUUCAAGAGAUUGGAGAUUAUAAACAAAUGUUUCUCAAAAGGGACAGUGGAAGAUAUAAUUCAAUCCUUGGAAAAUGAAUUAGAAAACGGAGCAGAAGAAAAGUGGAUAACAAAUGCAUUAAGCUCUAUGCACUUUUCAUGUCCCAUGAGUCUUAAGAUCUUCUUAAAAUCUAUCAGAAAAGGCAGAAUACAAAAUAUUGAAGAAUGUCUUUACAGGGAUUAUAAUAUUGCUUGCCACCUCAAUCGAAGAACAGUAAGCAGUAAUUUCUACGAGGGUUCAAGAGCAAAGCUGUUUGAUAAAGACAACAAACCUAAGUGGGAGCCUUCAAAGCUAGAGUUGGUUAGUGAAAAAAUGGUGGAUCAGCACUUUACAAAUAUCACUGACGAUACAUGGGAGCCUUUACAACUUCCUCUAAGAUCCCAUUCUCCAAUCAUAACUGCCUGCAGAUUAUAAUUAUUGAAUUCAAGAUAUAACCUCUGGUGGGUGAAGGUUAAGUGAGGAAAAAAAAAGAAGAUAAAAGUUGAAGGUUAAUCUUAGUUAUAAUUACUACAGUAAUUUAAUAAUGCUAUAUGAUAAGAAUUUAAUUUUCAUCUACUGUUAGUAUAAAGUAAAAAUCUUAUUUUUGAGAGAUGUAAAAGUUGUAACAAAAAUUAUGAAAUCUAA
Arachis ipaensis is the source of this 885-nucleotide messenger RNA. The record is from RefSeq and is a predicted model, not a curated record. NCBI's taxonomy places the organism in Eukaryota, Viridiplantae, Streptophyta, Magnoliopsida, Fabales, Fabaceae.